Messenger RNA from Platichthys flesus (European flounder), 3325 nucleotides. RefSeq lists its product as uncharacterized. The record is from RefSeq and is a predicted model, not a curated record. Gene Ontology annotation, molecular function: protein binding. The transcript has 7 exons. Bases 609 to 2792 code for a protein of 727 amino acids. Lineage: Eukaryota; Metazoa; Chordata; Actinopteri; Pleuronectiformes; Pleuronectidae.
UUUCUCUCGACUUUGUUCUUUAAAGAUUAGAUUUAUUUCCCCCAACAAUUCCUCUUAAAACAUCACAAGAAUAUUAUCAACUCGUGAGUAUGUUUACAUUUCCUUUCUUUCUUGGCAUUAAAACAGUUCCUCUCUCACACCUCCUCCCUCAUAUUCUGAAUAGUUUUAAAAGUGAAUAAAUCUGGAUGAGAGGAAGUGACAGUUAUCCAUAUUUAACAGGUUAAUUACAUAACUUCAGGAAAUUAUAAGGAAAGUUUCCAGUAAAUUCUUGUGUCUCCCUCUUAUUCUCUCGUAGUGACAUGAUUUAAUUAUUUCCUUUUCUGCCCAUAGUCCACAUUUCUGCCACUAGUCCACCGGCUCUCUCUAAAUAUAUCAAGUUAAGUGUCUGAACCCGUCCUGUGGUCUCCUGCCGACUCACUCCAUCGACCAACUGGAACAGCGUCUUACCCCAACGCAUCAACGUCGGUGCUCGUAACCCCGGCAAACCGUGAUCUACCAUAGCUACAGUGUUUCUCUGUCACACCUGGUGAGUUCAGGUCAUCACAAGACCAGUGGUCAGCAAACCACCAGUCAGAAAACCAGUCAGUCCCGAACUGGAUCGUGCACUGAUGAGACGGAUCAACAUGACAGUCGUUGCUGCUCUGGUUCUGUUGCUGGUGAACGUGGAGCUCAGCUUCUCCUGUGACGCAGAAGGACCAGUGUUGAUCUGCAGGAGCAUCCCUGCACAUUUCAGUCCUGGUUAUUUGACGCUGGCGAUGUACGUGAGUGACUUCGGGGAGAUCGGCUCCUCGGUGUUCCACAGCGCCGGCCUGGCCUCGGUGACCAGGCUCAGGAUGGACACCGCCGGCGUCACUUCCGUCGCUGAAGGAGCCUUCGGGUCCUUCCUGAACCUGACGAGCGUCAGUCUGACGAGGAACGAGUUGACCCAUGUGACCUGGAGAUGGUUCGGACGCCCUGAGGUCCUCACAGAGCUCCACCUGACAGAAAACCACAUCGGAACCCUGAGCGGGUCGGAGCUGAGCGGCCUGGUCAGCCUCACGGAGCUCCGCCUGAACAAGAACAGAAUCACAACGCUCGGUCCGGACAGUCUCCUCGCGCAGGUCCACCUGAUGGAGCUGGACCUGUCGGAGAACAGGAUGACCCGGAUCUCAGCGCAGGUCUUCAGGUCACUCCGGUCCACCCGGGUCGGACUGGACCUGAACCCCUGGGACUGUUCCUGUGGAGCCGAAGACCUUGUUGUUCUCCUGACAGGUCUACAGAGCAGGUCCCAGCUGGACCGACCCACGGAGGUCACCUGCGAGACGCCUCCUGCCCUCAGGGGUCAACCGGCGUGGAACGUGACGGUGUGCAUGGUGUCACCGGCGCCAGGAUCCACGUCCCAGUCACAACCUGGUCACACUGAACCCACCGAUGGGCCGAGAGCCUCCACAACACCUGUGACGUCCCCAUCAUCAGAGACGGAGACAGAGACGAAGAUGGAGACGGAGACAGAGACGUCUGUCACCUCACAAUCUGGAGAAACUGAAACAUGUUUGACUUCAGAACCAUCAUCCAAUACAACUACAGUGUGCACACUCAUCACUGUGAUAGUGGUCCUGUGUGUGGCGCUGUGUGUGUUGUGUGUCCUGGCCGUGCAGCACCGGAGGAGACUGAGCCACAAAGCUGUGACGCCGAAAGAAGAGAGAGACGAGUCUGAAGCAGCGAGAGGUUCGAGUCCCGAUGAUUCUGCAGGAGGCUCAGAGAGCAGAGACCCGGAGGAGGCCUGGAGGAGGCCGUUCACUGGAGUCCGAGCCAAGUCGGCUGACGCUGUUCUCUUCAUCUCUGCUUCUGGGGUGUGUGGGGACAGUUCAGUGUGGACUGUGCAGAACGACCUGGAGGCUCAGUCACAAGACGCAGAGAACCAAGGAGACACAGGGAAGAAACUGGAAAAUGAAGCGGAAGCAACAAGUGGAAAUCAGGCAGAAAACAUGAGUGAGAAUAAUGAGAAACAAUCUGAUGACGGCAAUAGGAUGGAUGAAAACCCUCAGUGUGUUUCUGUGGGCGCUGACACUGAACCUUAUCUGAGCAUCGGCACCGAUCAGAACCAAACGAAUCCUGAGAAUGUCAACAAACGGUCCAAUGAAGGUUCAGGUCAAGGGUCGCAGACGGGGAAUGUGAUGGGGAGGAUUUCCACCUGGCCUCCGACUGCAGUUCAGUGGCAGGAAAGAUGUCAAAUGAAGGAGGAGGGAGAUGAGACGGAGAAGUUCCCCGGUGAAGUGAAGAAGAAUGGAAACAAACUGGAGCGUCCCUCCAAUUCUGACAAGAAGGAAGAAGAAAUGGACCAAAAUCAAAUGGAAGAUUUAAGAACUUCUCAAAACCAAGAUUCUCAAGAGACGAAUGCAGUUCUCAUGAAAACGAAUCCUACUCAGUCCUUAGAACCAAACUACAAGACCUCAUCUUUCAGCGAGGCUCCGGCCCCCACGGACAGAGAGCAAGAGGGCCAGGACUCAGAGAGACGAACGAGUCCUAAAACCCCAAAUCAAGACCCUGGAUUUGCAGGAAACCCCAGGCAGAAGGCCUCCAGCCAAUCAGAGCAGAGGAAUGAACCAAAACAAGCUGUGACGAGCAGACAGGGGGCAGACAGAAGCACCGCCUCAAAGGCUCCCUCUGGUGGAGCCUCGCCAGAUGACGCAACGCUGCUGUAUGGCAACGAGUACGCCUUCAUGGACCUGCUGCACGAGGUGGCCCAGAACAACGGCCGCUGGACGCGAGAGAGGUGGAGACAGACACAAGUCAACAGGCAGCGGCGCUAGUUAAGACUCUGGCUCAAGAACAAGUUGUGUUUAUAUGUUGUGAUGUAGAGUUUUGCAAUUUAAGAUUUCUUUUAACUGCAAUUGUGUGAGAUCAAAUCAGCACUUAAGAUUCAGUCAUUCAUUAUUUCUUGGUAAGGGUUGAAUGAAGAGAAGGACAUGACUCCAGUGAGAGUCCAUUAAAGGGACACUCUGGUGAUUAAGAAGAGACGCAUCAAAGCAACAAAGACUGAGAUAUCCUAAUUGUUUCAUCUCUGUUGUGUGUGAAGCUCCAGAAACUGUGGAUCCUACAUUUCAUAUAAUAACCUCGGCUCAGGAAGUUGUUUUCAUUACUGUCUGUCUGUAGUGCAGCCAGAUUACUCAAAAACUACAGACGUUUUGCGGAAGAAAGAAGAACCCCUGCAAUUUGGGAGCGGAUCCAGGAAAGGUUGAAUUCAGUCCUUUAAUAAAGCAGGUUUACAGAUUACAAAACAUUGAUUAUUUCUCUUAAUUCUGAUUUAUGAAUGUAAUUAGCAAGAUAAUUUACAGCUGACGAA